Ostrinia nubilalis (European corn borer) is the source of this 4104-nucleotide messenger RNA. RefSeq lists its product as uncharacterized. Bases 257 to 1060 code for a protein of 267 amino acids. Lineage: Eukaryota; Metazoa; Arthropoda; Insecta; Lepidoptera; Crambidae. Gene Ontology annotation, molecular function: signaling receptor binding. The record is from RefSeq and is a predicted model, not a curated record. The transcript is spliced from 5 exons.
AAUGUCUCAAAUAGUUUUAAUCUAACUCGUACGUGAAAAUUAAAUAAAUACCUAGAUUCAAAGCGUAAAUAAUAGUGAAAACGAUCAAAAUAUAAUUAACAUUGUGGGCCAGUUUACUUAAUCAAAAUAAUUGACGUCGAUUUCUCGUGAUAGAACAGUACUCAUCAAAAAUAAAUGCAGAGGUACUUUUAACGAAUCUGUAUCUACAAUAUUAGAGAGGAAAGUACGUGGUUGGCUCAGCGGAGUUAUAGACGACAUGCGGCGCAGUAGUCCUGUGCAGCAGUGGCUAGACUCGCUCCCUGCUGAAACCGUUCUUGACAACAGCAAGUUGGAUGAAGAAACCAAAACUCUUGACAUAAAGUCUGAUGAGAGUAAACCUGAAGAAUCUGUUACUGAAAACACAGUUUUGGAAUUCAAUGGUGAAGAUAGCACCCUUGUGGAAAAACAAGAAAAACCACAAGAUGACAAUAAUUUAGAAGUUCCAAGCUCAAAAGACAUAAACAAGAGAAAAUCUUUAGAGAGUGGCUUAUUGAGUGGCAGAUGUGGGACGGUUAAGAAGUUGCAGAGAGAUUACUCUGUGCAGUCGGAAGGUUGUUCACCUAGAUUAAAAAAUCCUUUGUUUAGAGAUCAUUCCCUUCAGUCUGAUGCAAGCGGAUCGAGUGGCAGCUCAGUUUUGAAUGUUUUGGGCGCAAGGAAAGUGGAUGCUGAGUCAGUAUUGAUAGCACUAGGCUUUGGUCCAAGUGAAAAGCAGCAAAAAUUGCAAAGAAUUCCAGAUAGAUUUCUAGUACCAUCUAAGUUAAAAGGCAUCAGUACAGAAGAAUUCAUAAAAAAUGAACAACAUUCAAUGCGUAUGCAUGACUGUGGUGUUUUUGGUUACAGAGGAUUAACAGGGAAUCCUCAUGUUCCACCGUCGACAAUUGUAGCUAAGAUAAUGGAGCGGAUACUCCAAGAUGACGUGUGCCGCGAGGAGGCGCUCACGAAAGCACGCCACUCAAUAGGGGAUAUGCGCCUGCCGCCCGCUGCCUACGGCUUCCUAGCGUCCCGGUUCCGAAACAAUUGAACACCAGUAAGUUUAUAUUUGAGUGAUCGCUUAAUGCUGCAAUAACGCUGGUCUACUUCUUAGGGGCCUCGCCCACGGCGACUUUUUCGACAGCAUCGCUACUAACGCGCGUUAGUCGCAUUUGCAACGCACUACAGAAGUGAUGCCAACGUGCUAUAGCAGCGCGACUGCAUCGCUACAAAAAGUCGCCGUGGGCGAGGGUCCUUAGACAGCGAUAGAUGGCGGAGUCUUGUUUAGCGCGGAGCGUGUAUUAAGAACGAUAAAUUAAAAAUUUUGUUAGGUAUAAUUUUUUGUCAUGAAAGCAUUAUGGAGACUUUUCUGAGCGCAGUUGUGACUUAGUAAAAAUUACUUUGUUCAUUUUCAUUUUACCACAAUUUUUAAUGCCACUGAUUGAUGUUUGAAAGAGAUCUCGAAGCUACGUGGCGAGUUGCUUCUUGUAAGUUAUGCAUUUCAUUUAAAACCAAGUUGUCCUGAAAAAAAGAAAAUAAAGAAUACACACAGUGUUAAAAGUAUCCACUGUCAUACUUUUUUCAUAAAAACGCACUGAAACUGAAAUUAUUAGUAACAUUUUCCUGUAUCAAGCUCCAACUAUGAAAAUUAGAUUAACUCGCCAACUACUUAAGCGGACUGUACUUUCUGAUUUUAUGGUGUAUGUAGGGUACUUGAUGUGCAGCACAAGACAUGUUCGGCAAACGCAUUAGCGGUAGCGCUCAUGAAAUAAACGAAAUGAGGUAAUAAUAGUCCAUCGUUAUCGGACUUCCGAUUCGCGAUUUCGUCAUCUCCGUCGACCGCAGGAUUAUUUUUGUAUAAGUUCUUGCAACUCACAAAGGCGAGUGAGUUUUACUUGUGUGUGUACGUGUACAUGCACAACUAUAGUGGAAUGUCUAUCAAAACUUGAAAAACGAACAGUAGCGAGCCACCACACAUGUAAAGCUCUCUCGCCUUCGUGAUUUGCAACAACUAUAAAUAAACCCAUUCCCGACCCAAGAAAAUAUUUAUCUCAUUUGGAGCCUGUUAUCAGGAAUGUGACUUGUUACGAUUAUAAUUUUUCUGUACUGGAUUUAAAGUAAUAUAUCAGACACAUGUGACAAAUAAUAUUCCACUGCCGAUUUAUAUUAUCCGGGAUAAGGCAAAUAGGUUAUCGGGGUAGGUUUAUAAACUAUACAGCAGUGAUUUAUUAAUAUGCUUAAAUGAAUUAUUUAUUACAUAGUUUUAUAUCCCAUUUAUAAAUAAUAUAGACCAUGUUUAUACUUGUAGAGUACGAAAUUAUUUACAAUAGUAAUAUACACAUGUAAUAUCAUAAUACCGUAGAAAUUCUAAAUGAAAUAAAAAUAAAAGACAACUAUUACGAGUAGAGAUUUAAAGUCAAAUCUAUAUGUACCGUAGUUUCUUAUUCUUAAGUCUAUCUGUAGUGAGAAUUAUAAAAUUUAUAUAUUUUUAUCUUUAUGUGAUUAUAUCACACUAAGUGAUGGUGAUGGACGAUGAUGAUGAAUAAUAGAUUAUUAUUAAGCAAGGCGCGAACACACCGCGUGUAUAUUCAUAGAAAUAAAAAUAAUAAUGAUAAAUUUGUCAGUAUGAGUAUGGAUUAAAUGGUAGGUAUGAGUAAUCGCUUAAGAAAAACAAAAUGAAACUAUUGUCGUGAAUAUUCUACACUUGUAUUUUUACUACUACGAUGUUUCUAAAACAUUACUACAAAUUAAUAUCAACUUUGGAUCUGAUACUGAAUCUUACAGGCUUAGUCUGUUUAGGUUUUAACUAUUUAUUGAAUUUAAUCCUUGAGAGCUUACAGUAGUUUCACUAGACAUUUUUCUAUAAAACCUGACUGAUGAGAAAAUGUAAUAUGUAUCAGCGUACUUAUCAUGGAAUGUAUCUAGGUCAAAUACUUAUAUUUUUACAUUUGAAUAAAUUAAAUUCUUAAUAUUGGUGUCAAACUUGCCUCUAAGUUACAUUAAACUCUUAGAUUUUUAAGUGCUUAUAUCUAAUGAAAACGGACGUAGUACAAAUGUCUACUUACAUUUUAAAUAUAGGUCUUGAAAUACUUAAAAAAAAACUUCAUUGAGUAGUAUGUAAGUAGUAAUAAAUCUCUGUUAAAACUAUUUAGACGACGAGUUAUAGAAAAAAUUAAGAAAUAAUUUAAUUAGUAGCAUUAGUUUUUCAGUAAACUAAUAAAAGAUGUAGGUAUUUUGUGUUCGGUUUCUGAAUCUUUCUGCUAAUGGGUUUUAAUCGCUUUGCACCAGUUGUUACUCUUAUUUAUUGAAACAUGAUCAUAAUAAAGAGCACAAUUUAUUGUAAUGAUCAAUUUAUACUGUUAUGUGAUGUCUUUGUUAUAUUAUUAUGCCACUUACAAUUUUAUUAGAAUAGAUGUAGAACUAUAAGAUUUAAUGUUUAACGCGUGAAUGUAGAGAAGGGAUGGCUACAGAAAAUAUCAUUUGACACGUGCCUUAUUGAACUAGGUACAUAAAACUAGAAUAAAUUGCAUGUUUUGUUUUGGUUUAAAGUGAUUAUUCGCUAUGAAAUGUGUCCCUAAUUAUUAUAAUAAUGUAUAACAGCUUGGCUACGUUUUUACUCGGACAAAGAAAAAUAAAAUUUAAUAUUGAAUUAAAAUUGAUUAGUCAGCGUCAAAUGCCACCACUUUGGGUGUCACGUCACGAACUAUUUGACCCUGACUGUAUCUCAUUGAAAUAACAGAAUAAUCAUUGAAUAAUCUGAUAAUUCUACUAUCUCCGCCACUGAUAUAACUGACUGCGGACUACUAUUAUAAAAUAAAAAAUGUACCUAAUGUACUCAAUGUAGCCAGACUGUUCAGAUAUGAGCAAAAGUAACGUAGCUAGACUGUUUAAAAGUAUCGAUGUUUAGACUCACUUUAUUGUCGCUACUGUCAUCCCUAUCGUUUAGGAUAUUAAUUGUUGAGCCUUUUGUGAUCAUAUUUUACAGUGACCUGAGUGUUGCGUUUUUGCUCAUUUAAAUUAUUGACUUAAUAUGAUUGUUAAUGGAUUGUGGUUUAUGUGGGAACAAAGUUAUGUGGAAAUAAAUAUCAAUAUGGA